UGUGUGUGUGUGUGUUCCAAGGAGUGGGGAAAAGGAGACAACCACUAGCUAAAGAAAGCAAGGAGAAAGAGAGGCAAGUCAACCAUAGUAAGAUAGUAAAAAGCCAACUAGCCGUGGCCGGUUGAAGGGCAUGGCGAGUAGAGUUUUUAAGCUUUGUCGAGUUGGUCGUGUUUUCGUAUUGUUUUUAUAAUUAGCCACAUACCUGGUUAAAUCCAGUUAAAACGCGAGGAGCAGCCUGCGACUGGCUCUGGUCCCUGUUAAGGACCCGUUGAACAGCUAGCUGGCUACAUGGUAUUUUGUUGUCGCUAGCUUAGCUUACAGCCUCCGAGGUAGCUCCAUUGCAAGAAGAAAUUGUUAAAAGUAAGUGGCAUCUGCAUUGAGAAAAUGAACUAUGCUGCAAGAGACUUCUGUGGAAGUAUGGAUGAUCAGACCCGGAUGCUGGCGGGUCUGGGAGCACUCGGCGGAUUAACACCAGCCGACGUUGGCGACCCUGACUCGGUUCGGAAGCAGCAAUCCCUCGGUCAGCCUCAGCAGGACAUUGGGGAUAUUCUUCAACAAAUAAUGGCCAUCACAGACGAGAGCCUGGAUGAGGCUCAGGCAAGAUGCUGGCCAGAGGAGGCUUCAUCGCAGUGGGGCGGAACUGACGACCCCAGUGAGGGAGGUGGAGCUGGGAGGGGCACGGCGGGGGGUGCCCUGCCGCUCAACUUCCAGCACAGGAAACAUGCUCUGAACUGCCACAGGAUGAAGCCGGCCCUCUUCAGCGUCCUGUGCGAGAUCAAAGAGAAGACCGUUCUCAGUAUCCGCGGGGUGCAGGAGGAGGAUCCUCCAGAUCCCCAGAUCAUGCGUCUGGACAACAUGCUGCUGGCCGAGGGCGUGUCGGGCCCAGAGAAGGGUGGCGGCUCGGCGGCUGCGGCCGCCGCCGCUGCUGCGGCAGGAGGAUCCCCCAACGACGGCAGCAUCGAGCACUCGGACUACAGAGCCAAGCUGGCCCAGAUUCGCCAGAUCUACCACUCCGAGCUGGAGAAGUAUGAACAGGCAUGCAGCGAGUUCACCAACCACGUGAUGAACCUCCUGCGAGAGCAGUCCCGCACACGUCCCAUCUCCCCCAAGGAGAUCGAGCGCAUGGUGAGCAUCAUCCACCGCAAGUUCAGCUCCAUCCAGAUGCAGCUCAAGCAGAGCACCUGCGAGGCCGUCAUGAUCCUGCGCUCACGCUUCCUGGACGCCAGACGUAAGAGGCGCAACUUCAACAAACAGGCAACGGAGGUGCUGAACGAGUACUUCUACUCGCACCUGUCCAACCCUUACCCCAGCGAGGAAGCCAAGGAGGAGCUGGCCAAGAAGUGCGGGAUCACUGUCUCUCAGGUCUCUAAUUGGUUUGGCAACAAGAGAAUUCGGUACAAGAAGAACAUUGGUAAGUUCCAGGAGGAAGCGAACCUGUACGCGGUAAAAACGGCAGUGGACGCUGCCAAUGUGUCAGCGCAAGCUAGCCAGGCUAACUCUCCGGCGACGCCCAACUCAGGUGGAUACCCUGCACCGUGCUACACACCUGACGGCCGGCUAUGAGGAGCUGUCAGGAAGCGGUCUUUUUACCCCACACAGCCUGGACGCUAACAACAGCUGGCAGGACACCACCAACCCCUCCUCCGUCACCUCUCCACCUGGGGCCCCUGGCAGCAUCCAUUCAGACACCUCCAAUUAAGACACAUGCUUUUCUUCCACACUCUCACACAGACACCCGCUGACACGUGCACCCGACUUCCCCUGUUAUUUCUCAACCCUUUCCACUGUCCUGGUGUGGGACAUUUCUUCCACUCUCCCCCCCCUCCCCCCCCCCCCCAAACCACUGCCAUCUACCCUGCUCCUCCGACAACCCCCCCUCCACCUCCCACGCCCUUACCUCAACCCCCCCACCCACUCCCAACCCAACCUCAAGAUCAACACUACACUACCCAUAAGCCAUCUGGACCAUCCCACCGGGCCAGGCAUGAUGGGAAAAGCACACAAACACUCAACGCUCGCUCCAGAGGAACACAGCAGAGCAACAAAGCGCAAAAGGACAGGACUGCCCUCAUCACAGAGGGCACAACUCACACUGCUGGACCACGAUAACACUCCUCCACACACAGAGGAGCGAGAGAUAGAGAGAGAGAGAGAGAGAAAGAGAGAGAUAGAGAGUGAGAGAGAAUAUACAGAGAGGCUUCUUGUGAGCCAGAAAGCCACGCGCAACGCAAUGCAGCGUGGCGUAAUGUGAUGGUCGGGUCUCCCACCCACGACCGCAGGGGGGGUCCACUGACCUGAGAUGAUCGGACUCACUUAUCACCCACACAUUCACACACACACUCACACACACUCAUCCAUGAACACUCACUCACUCAUAAACACACACACACACAAACACACACACACACAGACACAUAUUCAAACAAGGCAUCACCCUCUGUGGACUUCUUCUCCGUGGACUUCUGCAUUAGUUUGUGAGGGUGAAACCAGCAGGCGGCUGAGUCAGAGACACCCUUCUGCCUCGGGGGAGUCGUCGGCAGCUCCCUCGCGUCACCGUGGACACCUCGCUCCCCUGGGUCCCACAGACACCACCAUAACAACCGCCACGCUUGUACCAAAGUGCUGUCCAACAGUGGUCAACCCCCCCCCCCCUCUCUGUUUUUCCUCACAGACCAACAACCACAGACACCCUCGAACUGACCACCCACGCAAGUUCUCCCCACACAUCCUGUUCUGCUUGUUGCAAGUCAGUUCCUUUUUAAACAAGAGUUUCAAAAGAGAAAAAAAAAGAGAAAAAGCUCAACGUAGCACUGUUAUUAUGUAAGUGAACAGAACCUUUUAGUAUUGUAAUAAGGUUGUUUAAAGUACUUUUAUCAAACCUCUCGAUGCUUGUAAAUGGACACCCACAGUACAGACAGACACACACACACAUACACAGACACACACACACACACACACACAUACAUGACGUUUACAACAGCUGACAAUGAAAAAUGUGUUAAGCACAAGUAUUUUUUUCCAGCUAUUGGACCUCUUCCAUAGGACAAACAGGUCAGGGCAUAGGAUGCUUUUGCUCACAAAGAGAACAUAAGGGAGUGCUGGUGCUCGCAGCAGAACGUACGUCAGACGCGCCACUCACAGGCCGCCCGAAGAGACAGGAAAGUACUGUGCAGGAGGUUGGGAGAGGAGAAUGUAUAGGCUCUUUCUAUGGAAACGGAUUUCUCUCUUUUUCACACUCACACACACAAACACAAACACGUGUGCAAACACACACACACACAGACAGACAUAUACACUUACACACUCUGCAGCCAACGUGGUCACUUUUGUUCAGUACUGUUUUGUAAUUCUUGGAUUUAUUUUUUUGUUUUGUUUUGUUUUCAAAAAUAAAUGUAGUGUAAUGUUCUUUUUUUUCAUAAUAAUGCCCCAGCUACCAAAUACAAAAAAAGAACUACAUUGUAGAGUUGAGAAAAUCUUAAGGGUAGGGGAGACGUAUGUGGGAGAUUUGAAUAUGGGAUGGGUUAAGACCAGAAGAAUGCAAUGUGUAAUUGUCUUCCAUGCAUGUAGACGUUGGUGUUUUUUGUGGUGUUCAUCGGACCUACUCAUCUCCAUUAGUUCACCGUUAACUUAGCUUUUUUUUUUCUUUUCUUUAAAAAAAAAAAAGAAAAAGAAAAACACUUCUGCAGAAGAAGUUGUAACACAUUUUUGGGAGGGUACUAAUGACAGACCAAAAAAGGAAAAAAGAAAAAAAAAAAGGAAAAAAAAACUCAUCAUGCACACUCACUGUACUGACUCUUAAGUCCUGCUGGCUGGUGUUUCUGUUCCUGUUUUUUCAUUGAAUGGUUUCUGUUUAGGGUACCCAAACAGGUAGCUGCAUCAGAUUACCCCCCCACCCCCCUUCCCAACAUGCAGGAGACCACACAUGACCGAUAGCAGUCGUUACCUGUAUUGUUCCAAACCAAAAAUGUUUUCAGAUAUGUAAAUUAUGAUGACAAAACUGUGGUGCGUCUGUCAGUGAGAGAUACAGCUGGGGAGGAGAGGAGGUUCGUCAGUUUUGCAUCAGUGUAUGUGUUUGUGUGUGUGUGCGCGUGCGUGUGUGUAUGUGUGUACACGACUGUGUGAGUGUGUACACAAUUGUGUGUGUGUGUGUGUAUGUGUGUGUGUGUGUGUCUGAUCUUACCUUACGUUGCUCUUGGUGUAUAAAGGUGGGUGGGAUGUUUUUUUUUUCGUUCUUGUUGUUGUGGGUGGUCUGGGAAAUAGAGGUGUAGGAAAGGUUGUCUGAUCACUCACCCCUGUGCUUUGAGUUGAUUGUAUCGUGUGUGCAAUGACAGCAUCCAUUCCACGAGAAGGCUCGCUGUCACUCUAGUUCUCACAGCUGACCCCACGGCGGGAACUCCACUCUGUCUGUUAUCUAGGCCACUCAAACAAGGGCUUUUUCUCUCCUUUGAAUAUGAACCAAAAAAGAGCAGUACUGGGAGCGUGAUGAUUCAAGACUAGAGCCUAUACAGAAACACAAAUUCCACAUUUUUAUUUUUUCUCUAACUUUUUUUUUUUUGUUGUUAACAACUUGUUAAGAAAAGUCAUAGUAGAGCCGGAGUGUUUUGAUAUAUGAAUGACAAAUUCUACAUAUGACGCAAAGGACACUGAAAUGUAAAUUAGAGUUUUGUUCAGGAAUGACCAAACUCUGACAAGCUUUUCAAGGUAUUAGCCAGAUUUUGGUGUCCUCUGUUCCUUACUGUUACUUAAAAGCGUUUCAUAUGGCUGUCUUUUACAAGUCUUGCUGUUACUACACCAAAAUUAUCAUUUUCUUUUGUUUUCUACCAGUCGUCUGUGGAUGUCACUGUACAGAUUGUGGAAUGUUUCAACAUAUAUCUUUUUAUAUAAAGAUUCUGUUCUUUUCUCUUUUUUUGAGUUGCCUGGUUUGUUUUUGCCUUUACUCUGCAUAUGUGGUAGAGCAACAAUCUUUUAUUCUUUUUUUUUCUUUUUUUUAAAUACUUUAACAGCUUAGUUUUUAAGUUUGACUGUGGAUUUUGGAGUGAUUAUGUUGCUUAUUUAGUGUGUUUUUUGUGGAAAACUGAGUUUGAGUUUGGUGCAGUGAGAAACACUUCCUACACACAUAGAUUAGGCUCUUUUUUAAAAAAUAAAUAAAACCACCACAAAUGUUCACUGUAGCAAUACUUUCUCCACACGCAGAAAUCCAAAACUGCACUCUCAUUCGCCAUAGAAUGUAGCUGAUGAAUUAACUUGUACAGGUCAGACAGAGUGUAGCUUUAAUUUUUUUUUCAUUCUGACUUGUAACACAUUCUUAUCUAAAUUGGACACUGAGGUUUGAUCACUCACGUUUUAACAUCGUGAAUUUUCUUUUUUUUUGUCUUAAGUGUUGUGCUUCUUCAUAGUUUGGGGUCUAGCUUAAGUGGAUACAGUGAGGUUUUUUUUUUCUUCUUAAAAAAAGAUCUCUGUUCCACGGUGUCUGAGCUUGUGUUCACCGACACCCUGCUUCUCCUCACCAUAACAAGCAUCUCAGUCUCUGCACUGUACAAGUGGCUUCCCCUGCACCAAAUCAGAACUGCAUCGAUAGCGUUUUUAUAUACUUUGUUUUUAUUAGACUCUUAGUGUCUCCCUUCUUUCAUUCUUCUUUCUUCACCCCAUUCUUUUUUCUUCUCUACCUCUCUCUCCAUUUUCUCUUGUAUAUAAAUCCCUCUGUUUUCAGGCUGGUCAGUCUGUAAAAUCCUUUUAUACCUCAACUUUAGAACUGUUCUAGUAAGAGAAAAAUAUGAGAAAAUUGUAGUGUUCCUUAUUAGAAAUACAAAAAAAACUAAUAAAAUAAUCUAGUGUGCUUUUUAUCAUUUGGGGUGUUUAUUUUGGGGAUGUUUAUUUGCUUGUUUUAAUGGGAACAAUGACCUUUAGUCACUACAACUAUGCUAUUGUGACUUACAAAAAAAAUAAAAAAUGUAUAAAGAA
Sardina pilchardus (European sardine) is the source of this 5961-nucleotide messenger RNA. RefSeq names its product pre-B-cell leukemia transcription factor 4 (gene pbx4). The transcript is spliced from 10 exons. Bases 385 to 1563 code for a protein of 392 amino acids. Gene Ontology annotation, biological process: brain development; regulation of transcription by RNA polymerase II; neuron development. NCBI's taxonomy places the organism in Eukaryota, Metazoa, Chordata, Actinopteri, Clupeiformes, Clupeidae. Gene Ontology annotation, molecular function: RNA polymerase II cis-regulatory region sequence-specific DNA binding; DNA-binding transcription factor activity, RNA polymerase II-specific. Gene Ontology annotation, cellular component: nucleus. The record is from RefSeq and is a predicted model, not a curated record.